AUGACACGAUACAUCCUGGGAGCACUAAUAGGGUCAGGAACUUAUGGCGAGGUAUACGAAGCAAUCGACACAGAAACAAAGGAAAAAGUUGCCUUGAAAAGAAUAAGACUCAAUGAAAAGGAGGGAAUGCCAGGAACCGCCUUGAGAGAGAUAUCAAUCCUGAAAAAGCUUAGCCAUAGAAAUAUCAUAAGCCUGGUGUCCAUAAUACAUACAGAUGCACUGCUGACAAUGGUGUUUCCAUUUAUUGAUUAUGAGCUGAAGAAGUAUAUCGGGAUGAACACGGGGAAGAACAUAAUGGAGCUUGUCAACCAACUGAUAUGCGGAGUGCAUUACUUACACAGAAUGAAUGUUGUGCACAGAGACCUCAAGCCUCAAAACAUUCUUGUUACAAGCGAUGGUGUGCUAAAGAUAGCGGACUUUGGGCUGUCAAGGAGCUUGGAGAUAAGGGUGCCUCCAUACUCAAGUGAGGUUGUCACCCUGUGGUACAGAUCGCCCGAAUUGCUUAUGGGAAGCACAAGCUACAGGUUUUACGUGGACAUCUGGAGCUUAGGAUGCAUUAUCUACGAAAUGAUAACACUUGAGCCUCUCUUUCCCGGAGAGAGCAAGGAGAACCAGCUGACCCUAAUCCGAAGAAAGGCAGGGACAAGAAGAUCUCUUAGGGGCAUGGUUGAGCAGAGGCUGGCUGUUCCCAAGUUUGUGACGGAGAUCAUAGUGAGAUGCCUUGACUUCAACUACAACCAAAGGAUUACUGCAGAUGAAAUAAUGGAGAUUCUUGAGAAUGAGUAUGGAGCCUGCUAG
Messenger RNA from Encephalitozoon cuniculi GB-M1, 798 nucleotides. RefSeq lists its product as uncharacterized. Gene Ontology annotation, molecular function: ATP binding; cyclin-dependent protein serine/threonine kinase activity. NCBI's taxonomy places the organism in Eukaryota, Fungi, Microsporidia, Unikaryonidae. The record is from RefSeq and is marked provisional. Gene Ontology annotation, cellular component: nucleus. The transcript has a single exon. Gene Ontology annotation, biological process: protein phosphorylation. The coding region runs from base 1 to 798 and encodes 265 amino acids.